Molecule: messenger RNA, 1107 nt
Organism: Dendrobium catenatum
Lineage: Eukaryota; Viridiplantae; Streptophyta; Magnoliopsida; Asparagales; Orchidaceae
Exons: 7
Coding region: 277-717 (146 amino acids)
Source: RefSeq, a predicted model, not a curated record
UCUCUCUCUCUUCUCAUCUAUUUCCGCUGGACCCGAAAGAUCUGCAACUCAACAUCAGGGAAGACAACGCAAAUGAAGCUAACUCCCCGGAGAAGAUUUUCCGGCUGUCCAUCUCCCUGAAACAGAAUUGGACUUUUUAUGAUGUAGAAGUGGCAUGCAGUCUUUAUUCUUAAGGGAAGAAAGAAAACCUUCGCUAUUGGUACUUUGGUCUCCACCAUUUGUUUGUUUUAGGCAUUUGCUUUUAUUUCCAUCCUUAGAAGCUUUUGGUUGGUAGAUAUGGAAAUGGAGGAGGUUAUGAUUCAGAGCAAUAUUAUGGCCACGGAUAAAGCAGGCAAUGUUGUUUUAGACAUUGAAAGCCUGAAGCAGCCUCCAGAGAAACGUUGCUCUGGGAGUAAGUCGCUUGCUCGUAAGGGUUCCUACCGGAUGGAGAAGCAAGAAACAGAGGAGCCAUCCAAAAAUCUUUUUAUAAAAGUGCUGCCUCCACAACUGGAUCAACUGAAGCUGCCAUUGGUUCAGAGCAAAGCUUUGAUAACUGUACCUUCUGUGCUUAAUAGCCCUAUUUCAGCUGACUCUGGGGAUGGAAGAAACAAAAGGUUCCAGCGUUGGACAACUAUUCACCCCCGGAAAAUACUCCUCUUUUUUGCGACCAUGUCGAGCAUUGGAACAAUGACUCUGAUAUACUUCACUCUCGCCAUUAACAGAAGAGGUGGACUGUAGCUGCUUCUUGUGAAAGUUAGGUAGGAAGACAGCUCUCUCCUUUACUGUUCUGAAUGUUUUGAAAGCAAAAAAGAUCAGAAAAGAUCUGACCGUCGUAACUAAUCUUCUUUAUCCAUAUGAAGAAUUUUACAGUAAAAAGCCAGGAGUUUAGAAUAGAAGAUGAUGCUGAGGUAGAUGAAUGUGAGCUUUAUUAUGUGGAUUGCAGAUUCCAAUAUUUAUUACUGUGUAGCUUUUUUUGUGAGGAGGACUCUUUAAUUUCUUCCAGAUUUGUUAUUAAUUGCAUCAGAACCAUCUUCAUGGCCUUUAUUUAGUGCAUUCAAUGCAGAAGGUUUAUGAUUCCUAGAACUUUAGAACCAUGAAUGUAUUUUUAUUUAUAAUGUUUAUGCUUUA